AAUUCAUUAUACAAUUGUAGAAGGGGGAAUGCCCUUAUUCGUAUGAGUGAGUUAUCCUAAAUUUUGUGUUCUUCCUAAUGCGCAUGCGCACAUAACCACACGCGUUGGGUCACUUCCUUUCAUUUGUAGCGUGGUGAAGAUGGCGGAACACAAAUCGGUACCCAGCGAUUUGUACAAAUGUGUGUACUCUUUUCUGCUGGAGAACAAGUUCACCAAGGCGGCUCAGCAGUUUGUCAAGCAGAUUAAAGUGAGUCCUCAGGAUCCAAAUGAAGAGUCUCUUCUCAGCAUCUACAACUUCUGGGUGAAAUCACAUCAAUCUCAGAAACGCAAAGCGAUUUCUUAUAAGACUGAAGCCGUUGGCUCAUUAGCCAAGAAGGCAAAAGCUAGUAAAGAGAGCUCCAGCAGUGAGGAAGAUGAAGCUGAUGCCAAACCCAAGAAGGCUACUCCAGCUGUCAAAGCAGUGCCUAUUAAGGCUUCAGCUACAAAACCUGCGACUACAAAAGCUGCAUCUAGUAGCAGUGAACAAUCAAGUGACUCAGAAGAGGAGAAGGGUGCUGCCAAGGCUCCCGUAAAGCCAACAGUAACUGCAACUGGAGCAAGAAAGAAAGACACCAGCUCUAGUAGUGAGGAAUCAGACUCUGAAGAGGAGCAGCCCACCAAAGUGCCAUCGAAGCCAGUCGUCACCCCCAAGCCGAAAGCUCGCAUUUCUAGUGGAGGAAUGGCUACAAAAAAACAAGAGAGCAGCAGUGAAGAAAGUUCCUCGGAGGAUGAAGAACCGUCCAAGGCUCCAGUGAAACUUGCGCCAGUGAAAACUGUUGCUGCAGCUGCCGAGUCGAGCAGUGAAGACUCCUCAUCUGAAGAUGAGGCUCCUCCAAGGAAAAAACCCAAAUCAGGAACAUACAGUGCAGUCCCACCUCCUACUUCAGUUCAGAAAGCUGUAGCCCCACCAGCAGUCAGCAAGGCAAACGACGACGACAGCAGUGAUGACAGCAGUGACGAGGAUGAAGUGAAGAAAGUAGCCGCUAAACCUGCACCCAUUAAGAAGACUGUGCCCACAAAACCUGGUUUGAAGAAGCCUGCAGCAAAGAAAGAGUCCAGUUCUGACAGCUCAGAUUCAAGUUCUGAUGAAGAGGAGACCAAGAAGCCUGCAGCCAAGGUCACCCCAGCUAAAGCAGCCUCAGUCAAACAAACCCAAGCAAAGAAAGCGCCAGCUAAGAGCAGCUCUGACUCCUCAUCUGAAGAGGAAGAAGCUGUCAAAGCCAAGCCAGUUGUGUCAAAAACUGCUGUUCCUGCCACCAAAGCCGCCGCUGCAGCAGCAGAAAGCAGUUCAGAUUCUGACUCCUCAUCGGACGACAAACCUGUGAAAGCAACUGCUAAACCUGCCGCCCCAGCUACAAAGCCUGCAACUCCCGCCGCUAAAGCUGCUGCAUUGGCAGCAGCUGAGAGCAGUUCAGACUCCGACUCCUCAUCUGAGGAUGAAGAACCUGCAAAGGCCAAGGCACCACCACCUAAACAGACUAAACCUGCCGCAAAGGCCACUGCUCCAGCAAAGACCGCAACUCUCACAAAGACUGCUGUAGCGGAAAGCAGCUCAGACUCAGAUUCCUCAUCUGAAAAUGAAGAACCAGUGAAACCGAAGCCAUCAAAUGUAAAACAUUCAACGCCAGCUUCAAAAACUCCCGCAGUAACAGCUGCAAAAGGAAAAGCAGCAUCAAAAAGCAGUUCUGAUUCGGACUCAUCGUCUGAAGAUGAAGAACCUACAAAAGCCAAGGCACCCCCGAGUAAACCUUCCACACCUUCUGCUAAGGCUGCAAGCACAGCAAAGGUUGCGCCUCCAGCGAAGGCUGCAGCAGCAGAAAGCAGCUCUGACUCGGAUUCCUCUUCUGAAGAUGAAAAAACAGUCAAAGCAAAGCCAAAACCUGCCACCCCAGGUUCAAAGGCUGGCACAGCGGCAACAAAAGCUCCUGCUGUAAAGCCAGCGGCAACAAGCAGCUCUGAGUCAGACUCUUCAUCUGAGGAUGAGGAACCUGCUAAAGCUAAGCCAGCGAAGAGUAAGCCUGCCACUCCUGCCGCAAAGACAGUUGCUGCAGAGAGCAGUUCAGACUCUGACUCCUCGUCUGAAGACAAGACAGUGAAAGCAAAGCCUGCAAAGGCAAAACCAGCAACUCCUGCAGCAAAAAGCAGUUCGGAGUCUGACUCCUCAUCCGAGGAAGAGGACGAACCCCCUAAAGCAAAGCCAGCUGGAGUUAAAACGGCUGUUUCUGUGGCAAAGACUCCAGCUGGCGAGGCAGAAAGCAGCUCAGACACAGACUCUUCUGAAGAAGAAGCCCAAGCCAAGGCUAAACCUGUGGCCAAGAAACCUGCCAAGAAGGCAGCAGCGGUAGCUAAAGGUGCAACUCCAGCAAAGAAGGCAGAGAAAAGUAGCUCCGAGUCGUCAGACAGCUCAAAUUCUGAGACGCAGACCAAGACCACCCCAGCCAAGGCUGCCAUUGCCAAUGGCAAGGCUUCCAAAGCCGUGCCGGCUAAACCUGCAAAGUCAUCUUCCAGUGACAGCAGCUCAGGAGAGGAGGCCACUAGGAAAAGUACUUCGAAAACUUGCAACCCUGCGGAAACCACCAAGGCCACUAAAGCUGAAGACAGCAGCAGCUCCUCAGACAGCACAGAUGAAGAUGAUGAUGAGGCAUCGGCAAAAUCUGCCACUACGCCAAAGGCCAACGGCACCAAUGGCAAGCAAAAGAAUGAAAAGUCAUCAGAAAGUGAAAAGGAAGUCACGCAGACAAAGACGCCGAAAAAUAAAAAAGCAGCAACGACACCACAAACCUUUCCCAAAGCCAACAAGUCUUCUAACGUACCUUUCCGAAGAAUAAAGGAAGAAGAUGUCCAUGUGGAUCCCCGUCUUGCAGACAAUUCUUUUGAUGCCAAGAAGGGCUCCAAUGGCGACUGGGGCCAGAAAGCGAAUGACGUUCUCCGCUUUACCAAAGGCAAAUCAUUUCGCCACGAAAAGACGAAGAAGAAGAGGGGAAGCUACCGGGGCGGCGCCAUCAACACUUCGGUCAACUCCAUUAAGUUUGACAGUGACUGAGGAGCCUGCCUCUCCCCCAUCGACCCCACAUGAACUCUAUCGCACUUCUGCGAUGUGGACCUUCUGAAGUAGUUGGUACUUUGUCAGAUACCAUUUAGUUUAAAAAUAACACUUGGUGGGAUUUCUGGUGAAAGAAACAAAAGUUGUCGAAUUAGCUUUUAUAGCCACAGGCUGGUUUAAGACCCAUCAGGCUACUCAUUAAAAAAAAAAAAAGCGUUCAUUAGUAUAAAUACUAUGGUUAUUCCCCCCCCCCCAGUAUUAAUUACAGUCAUCCACCUUAUGACUUGUUUUUCAACAGAUUGUAUACAUUCGUCAGUCUAUGUGAACAUUCGAGAGGUGUUGUACUCCCUAUUUUUUCCUUAAAUGAGUUUUUUGGGGAAACAUUGUAGAGGUAUAUUUUAGGGUGUAUUUAUAUUUCUUGCAUUUUAUUCCAUUUCAUUGAGUUGGACUUCAUGUUCCUUACAAGCCAUUUUUGCAUUGAAACAGAAAUGCUUCUCCAGUUUUUUCCCCCUGUAAUUGAUAGAAAAGCAGUCCUGUAAUUGUGCAUUUAUAGUUGCCACCAGGUGGCGCCCUGAUGAACCGCGAAUCAGUUGGGUGGAGCCAGAGAAAAUAAGCUGCAACAUUGUGAUCUAAAUGAUUGUUUGUAUACUGUAUUUCAUGUGACCUACUCCGAGCAAAAAAGAGGAAAAGUUCAAUUAUCUCAUGAAAAUAUAAUUUGGCAGCAUGGCAGGCUUUGGUUUGAGCUUGUUGCAGGCAAACCACAUCCUUUGAGAAGCUAGCAUUCAUUAUUCAUGUCUAUCACUUGCCAGAAAACUGAUAUGGGAUGCAGUUUUUUCUCCUGGGUAAGAGAUGGAUGGGUUGUUGCCUGGGUAUCAAGUUUCCAAAAUGUACAAUUUAACCUUGUAAAAUCGUCAUCACACUUGAUUUGCCAUCAUCAAAUGAAUUCAAAUAUUAGUCAAAGGCUACAUGUAAACACAAAAUGCAGGUUUGAAAAUACAUUUUUUAAAAAAUCUUUUGAAACA
Molecule: messenger RNA, 4104 nt
Organism: Syngnathoides biaculeatus (alligator pipefish)
Lineage: Eukaryota; Metazoa; Chordata; Actinopteri; Syngnathiformes; Syngnathidae
Gene: nolc1
Product: nucleolar and coiled-body phosphoprotein 1
Exons: 13
Coding region: 140-3082 (980 amino acids)
Cellular component (GO): nucleoplasm; nucleolus
Molecular function (GO): protein binding
Source: RefSeq, a predicted model, not a curated record